AUGAACACCACACUACCAUUCUUCCGCCUCCCACAAGAGCUUCGUGAGCAGAUAUACUCCUACCUCUUCGACAAAGAUGAGCCCUACAUUCAAAGUCUUCCCAGGAUGGGGUGCACUCCAGACGAGCUGGUCCCGCCGCCUCACUAUACGGGUUGCCUCCGAGUCUGGAUCGAAAACGAGGACCUCGUCACGAACCCAACGUACCAGAACCGCCGUCUUGCUGAACCUAUGCACGAUCGUGCCGCGAUCCUUAGGACUUGUCGGAAGAUAUACGGGGACGCUUCGGAGUAUCUGUAUGGUAAGACACAGUUUAUGAUCUUCAAUGGUCAAAAGUAUCGGAAGCAUUUCAAAGGAUCCGCAGGGGCAUCGAGCUGGGACGAGGAGAACACACGAGUGGCGAGCCUGCUGUCGCGGGAGGUGAAGCGAGAAUUUCCGUACGAUAAGCAUCCAUGGUCGCCAUGCCCCGGGGCUGCGUUCUGGGGUUUCGGGCAGGUUCCAGAAUCAAUGUGGACGGCGCCUCGUUGUGAGCUCAUGGGGACAAUUCCGAGCUGCGAGUUCCUGCGGCGGGCACAGCAUGUCCGAAUCUCAAUCUGGGCAAAGAAACCACAGAAUCUUGGCAAGAUGAUAGCCAUGUUGCAAAAGCUCUUCGCGGUCUUUCCGAGCACCAUGAGGACAGUCAACGUCCGCCUCCAAUUCAACGAGCCGCGCCGGCAAUCGAUCAGGCCAUUCCUGGAUGAAGAAGAGUUCAAUCAGCUCGUGGCACUCCUAACAACAUUCAAAAGCGUGUAUCCAACAGCCUUUGAUGCCCGCAUAAUGGCAGAUUCUGCCUGGUGGAUAGCAGCUUUCCGCAAGGAAAAGUUGCUUGCGCUUGAAGAGCUUUGCGGUCCUGGAAGCGUGUACCCGAAUCCCAGGUUCUAUAACACCUUCUACGAUAAGCACCUUGUGCGGUGGAGGAUUGCAUAUUGCGACGUUCUCGAGUGUGAAAGCUGCAUGAAUUGUCGAUUAGCUGCUGCGUGGUUUGGCGAAACGAAGUAG
Fulvia fulva is the source of this 1035-nucleotide messenger RNA. RefSeq lists its product as uncharacterized. The transcript has a single exon. The record is from RefSeq and is a predicted model, not a curated record. Bases 1 to 1035 code for a protein of 344 amino acids. NCBI's taxonomy places the organism in Eukaryota, Fungi, Ascomycota, Dothideomycetes, Mycosphaerellales, Mycosphaerellaceae.